This is a messenger RNA of Symbiodinium pilosum, 1958 nucleotides long. The record is from the annotation of a GenBank genome assembly. Lineage: Eukaryota; Dinophyceae; Suessiales; Symbiodiniaceae.
GCUACGAUGUCUACGAGUACAGUCGCAAAGGCGAUUUGGAGAGCCUGCGCGAGGCUCUAGAUGGCGGCAGCAAGCCGGAUGAGUACAUGGCCUACGAUGGAUCGACAGCGUUGGUGAUGGCUGCAAGAAGCGGGCACAGCCAUAUCGUCAAGGAGCUGCUAGCACGAGGUGGUGAUCCGCAGGUGCGAACAGAGGAUGGUUCCACUUUGCUGCACCACGCUGCCAGCGGGAAUAGUCCAGAGGCAAUCCAUCUUCUUAUUGAGAAGCGGAUUGACCCAAAUGCUCUGAACGAAGAUGGUGUGGCUCCACUCAUCCUGGCAGCUCACUACGGCCAUCUAUCUUGCGUCAGUGCUCUCUGCAAUGGUGGCGCAGAUGUCAACUUGUCAGCAGAGGGCUGGGGCACGCCCCUAGACGGUGCAGAUGGGGAAGUUGCAAAGUUCUUGGAGAGCAAGGGUGCCAAGCGCUCGGCUGGAGGUGUUGACCAACCACUGGCGGCGGCUCAUGAGCGUUUCUCCUAUGGUUGCUUCGAGACGGGUGAGAACCCCCAUGCUACCCCUGUACUCGCUCCCGGUGGUAAAAGUGAAGCCAAAGGCAGGAAACCCAAGGUCGGAGAUUGCGUCCGCCUUGGGUUUGCAAAGCCGUCCGGCUUGCUGAAGGAAGGAGAUGUAGGAGUAGUCGUGGCUGAUGAUGGCUCGGAUUGUGUGCCGCUCAAGGUCAGUUUUGGAGAGCGAUACGAUUACUACGAAUACGCUGAUCUGGUUGUGUGUGAGCCGGCGGAAGAGCUUCCGCCCGACUCAGCUCACGCGACAGCUGAUGGGACGAAGAGAUUCCUUGUACGAAAAAAGCUGGAAAUGAGUAAUGUGCGAGCGCUGGGGCUCACCGGCCUCCACAUCUCUCCCGUUGGCUUUGGCUGCCACCGACUUGAGGAUGUAGAUGCUCACAAGGCAGCAUUGGAGCUGGCAGUCUCUCUCGGAUGCAACUUUGUGGAUCUGGCUCCCAACUAUACCGACGGUGUUGCUGAAGAGGUGGCCGGCGAGAUUUUGCAGAAAAUGCUGCAAAGCCGCAAGGUGCGCCGUGAUGAGAUCAUUGUGGCGACAAAGGUUGGCAACGUUUUGGGCAAGCAGCUGGCCUUUGCCGAAGGAGUUCCCAACAUGACGAAGAUCAACGACAGUCUUUUCCACUGCAUUUCCCCUGCUUGGAUAGAACAGGAGUUGACUCGAAGCUUGAAUCGCUUGCAGCUCUCCUGUAUAGACUGCUUGCUCCUUCACUGCCCGGAGUACGAGACGAAAGCAGCUGGCGUCAGUAUGGCGGAUGUCUACAACAGGAUGCGGGCGGCCUUCGAGUACCUGGAAACAGAAGUUGCGCGAGGGCGCAUCGUUUGCUACGGUGUUUCCGCCGCCUUCAUGCCGUUAAGACCCACAGAUGCAGAACAUCUGGACUUGUCCAAGGUGAUGCUGCAGCUUCCAGCCAAUCACCAUUUCCGUGUCCUUCAGUUCCCCUUGAACUUUGCAGAGGCAGAGGCCAUGUGGGUAGGCCACGUACCCCGCAAUCCCGAUGGAUCAGCGGUGAAUUCAAACUCAGCGGUUGAAGCGCCUAAUCUCUUCGAGGCGGCGAAGUCACAUGGCCUGGCCACGUUGAUCAACCGUCCUUUGGACGGCAUCUACAAGGAAGCUCACGGAGUUCUGCGUUUCUCGUCUCUGGACUGCGACGUCCGGUCAUACUCGGAGCUGCAGCUUGACAACUGCGAUGCCCUGGAGCAGAAGAUAACCACCAUGUGCAAACUUAGCGAGCCGCCUUUCAAUGCGGACGAUGGUGCUGCAGGACAGCUUGCCGCAAAAACUGUGAAGGUCCUUGCCGGUUUGCAAAGCGUCGAUUGUGUGCUCCUUGGCAUGCGACAACCGGAAUAUGUCGUGGGCACUCUACCGCUCCUCUUCGGAACGCCCUCUGUCAGCCCACAG